This is a messenger RNA of Amyelois transitella, 5573 nucleotides long. RefSeq lists its product as uncharacterized. NCBI's taxonomy places the organism in Eukaryota, Metazoa, Arthropoda, Insecta, Lepidoptera, Pyralidae. The record is from RefSeq and is a predicted model, not a curated record. Bases 20 to 1006 code for a protein of 328 amino acids. Gene Ontology annotation, biological process: carbohydrate metabolic process. Gene Ontology annotation, molecular function: carbohydrate binding; isomerase activity. The transcript has 8 exons.
UGUUGCUGUCACUCGGAAAAUGGCAGCGACGAGUGUUGUCGUUCUCGACAGAGGCAACAAUACAACUUGUACCGUAAAUCUUUUCGGAGCAACAUUAGUAUCAUGGAGGGUGAACAAUCAAGAACAGUUAUUUGUAAGUAAACAGGCCGUCUUUGACGGCAAACGGGCGAUACGAGGAGGAGUACCGUUUGUAUUUCCUCAAUUCGGACAAUGGGCGUUCGGGCCCCAGCACGGGUUCGCGCGGGUGGCGCGCUGGCACGUGGAGAAGAUGCCGGAGCGAAUGCCCAGCGGCGACGUGGAGGCCGUCUUCUGCCUCAUGGACGACGACUUCACCAGGUCCAUGUGGCACUUUCAGUUCAGACUAACGUACCGGCUGAUCCUGCGCGAGAAGGAGCUCCACUUUAACGUCGGCGUGUACAACCCCAGCAAGGAGUUGACGUUCAGCUGCCAACUGCUUCUCCACACGUACUUCAAGGUGCCCGACGUGCGCCGCUGUCAGAUCACCGGCAUGCACGGGUGCAUGUUCAUUGACAAGACGCGGGAAGGCACCGUUUACCAGGAGACUAGGGAAGUGGUCACUAUAAACGAGUGGACGGACCGCAUCUAUCAGAACACGAUGCAGGAGCACAUCAUCACCAACGUCGUCAGCGGGCGCAAGAUGAGGAUACAGAAAUACAACUUGCCUGACACAGGUAAUAUAAACGCCAUUCUCUUAUUUAGCAUCCUUCUCAUGAUAAAUGAGUGGACGGACCGCAUCUACCAGAACACGAUGCAGGAGCACAUCAUCACCAACGUCGUCAGCGGGCGCAAGAUGAGGAUACAGAAAUACAACUUGCCUGACACAGUGAUCUGGAACCCCUGGGCGGACUACGCGAAGGAGAUCCCCGACUUCGGCGACGACGAGUUCCCCAACAUGGUGUGCGUGGAGGCGGGCCGCGUGGCCGCGCCCAUCGUGCUGCUGCCCGGCACCGCCUUCGAGGCCAGCCAGAUACUGCAGGUGAUGUAAUACAUUGGCGCCGCCAGCACCCAGCCGUCCAGCCGAAGUCGCCGCGGGCUUCAGCGCGUCACACGAGGCGAAGCGUAUCGAGAUACCUUAAACUUAUAUUAAUAAGGUCUAAAAUCCACACAUUUACUAGGUUACUGUUGCUUGCCAGCGAUUAGGAAUAUACCUGGAUUGUUGUUUCCUAAAAUUAAGAACAGUUUUCUUUUCUAAUAGAAAUUCAGAAAAUGUCGCUAACAUGGCAACUAUGUUUGUUAGACAGACAAGCAGUUUUUGAAGAGAUAUGAUUUUAGAUAUAAAUUUUAAUAUUAAAAAAGCGUUUAAAUUUAUAAUUAAUCUUCAUAUAACGUCUUGCCUUUUGAAUUAUCUUGCCUUUUAAUUAGGUUUAUAACUUGACAUUUUUCUUCAAUACUUUACGCUAGUAAAUAUAAAUUGUAUUGAAAGUUGUAAAGUGGUGCUCUAUUGUAGUAAGCAGCUAACUAAAGACUAAAGCCAGGAGGAAGUAGAAGAAUCUAUAGUCUACUAUCGAGCGGCAACGCUAGUAUAAGUCUCUUGUAGCACUCACUCUAAGCAAGCUGCUGUAGAAUUUUGAUCGUUACUAUAUGCAUCUAUAUAUAUAUUUUUAAGAACCGUCAAUUAUGUUUUCCGGUUGUGCUUACAUUCCUGUGCUCGCAUUAUAUCCUAAUAAAAAAAAAAUAUAACGCCAAUUAAUUGACAAUAAAUUUUUAUUUCAAAUGAUUUGAAAGGAAACUGUAAUUGGUAUAAGUAACAAUAUGUUUAGUAUAAUCGAAAAGUAGGCGUAAGAUUACUCCUUAUUGGUAUAUCCUUGCAUUCCAAGCUCAUUCCAUGUUAGGGAAUAAUUGCAUUCAAAAGUAUUUCUUGUCCGGGGCGUAUUAUAGUAACCUCGGCACGUUAGGUCUUAAAAACCAGAAUGUCCAGCCGGUUUAUAUAGUUCAUUCCCUAUCUAUGCUAAACAGUAAAAUCCGUUUAGAGGCUGUUGUUGAAAAUUUUACUUAUUCAGACUCGAGCUUCUAUUACGACCGCUUAUUCUUGUCUAUAUGUCGCAAUAUAUAGAUACAACUUUUACUUAGAAUAUGGGUGGGGGAAAACCCGAACGAAUUAAAUGCUGUAUCCAUCAAGUAUAAAAAAUCUAAAUACACGGUUCCAUACAAAUCUGAAACAAAAUAGUGUCCGAACUGCAACAGACAUUUGUAUAUGACUUCAAGUUUUGCAAAAGAAGUCCUAUGUGGUGAAAUAGUUUAAUCAACUUUAAACCUUACAAUAAGGUUGACAGUAAAACCUGCUUAGUUUGUUUACAUAUCACCUUUGGUUUCGAUACGAUUUGGUAUUUUUUUACACUUCUAUGGAGAACAGGAGAGGGGUGGAGUUGCGUUUGUUAAUUUUAGAAAUAUUUCACCUGGCUAAUGUUUUUUACGACACUUGUGCGAUUACAUUUCAUAACCACAAAGAUGUCUUCGUAAAAACUUGUUCAGUAGUUAUAGCUUUUAUUUAAGUUAAAUAUCUUGCUUGAAAUUGAGUUGCAAGAUUACAUCCGAACACAAUUACAUACAUACUACUCUGUCAAGAAAGUAGCAGGAAAAGAUCAAUAAUACACAAACUGUUUGUUAUUCAUCCAAAUUUAUUUUAUCACUUUCAAAAUAUGCUCCUUUAGAAACGAUACACUUACGCCAACGAAUAAUCCAAUCAUCAAAACAUUUUUUAAACGCUGUUUCCGGAAUUGAGGUCAGUUCUCGCCGCGAAUUCUCUUUUAUGUCUUCUACCGAUUGAAAACGGGUGCCACGAAGUGGUAAUUUGAGUUUAGGAAAAAGAAAAAAGUCGGCUGGAGCCAUAUCUGGUGAAUAUGGUGGUUGCUCGAUGGUAUUUGGUGAGUGUUUGGUUAAAAAUUCGUUCACAAUGAUGGCCUUGUGCGAAGGUGCAUUAUCAUGGUGCAAAAUCCAAGAAUUUUCUUUCCACAAAUCUGGCCUUUUUCGUCGGAUUUGCUCUCUUAAACGCCGCAUAACACUCAAAUAAUAUUCCUUAUUUACCGUUUGACCUUCCGGCAAGAAUUCCGAGUGCACAACACCGCGAUAGUCAAAGAAAACAGUCAACAUGACUUUGACUUUUGAACGACUUUGGCGUGGUUUUUUCGGUUUCGGUUCAGUUGGAAGGCGCCACUCCGAAGCUUGUUGACUAGUUUGCAUGUCAAACUCGUAAACCCACGUCUCGUCACCAGUAACAAUGCGUUUCAUGAAUAUUGGGUCGGAAUUGACUCGUUCUAGCAUGUCCUCAGCGACUCUCAUGCGAUUGAGUUUUUGAAAAAAAUUCAGGUCUUUUGGGACUAGCCGAGCGGCAACAUGUUUCAUACCCAAAUUAUUAGUUAAAAUGGUACGGAUCGACUCGUGAGAUACAGAAAGUUCGGUGGCUAUCUCUCUCAAAGUUGAAUGAGGAUUUUCAGUCACUAUUUCCUUCACUUUUGCGAUGUUAACUUCAGUUGCAGACGUUGAUGGCCUACCAGAGCGAGGCAAAUCUUCCAUCACAUCUCGACCGCUUUUGAACGCUUUGUACCACUCAUAAGCACGAGUUUUUGAUAAAGUCGAUUCACCGUAAGCCUUCUGUAACAUUUUCAGUGACUCCGAACACGAUAUUCCAUUGGCAAUGCAAAAUUUAAGACAAACUCUUUCGAUGUUUUUAUCCAUUAUGAAAUUAGCAAUACACACUAGAUAUGAUAUAACUAAAAAUAGCACUGUAUUUAAUGUAAACAACAGAUGCAACUCAAAACUCCGCGCCAAAAUGGAAAACAGUUGUGCCAAUCUAACAACAACAAAAAAAAAAACAAAAAUUUGAAUUUGGAACCAUAAAUAAAUAAUCCAUUCCCGAUACUUUUCUGACUGAAUGUACUUAAAAUAUUACAAAUAUACAUCAUACAUUAUUACAAGUUAAAAGCUUGUUAUUAAAAUAAAUAAAAAUAACAGCGUCUUUAUUUUAGAAUAGUCUUCGUAUAAUCCAAACAAAUGAUGUUGAAAAAUAAUUAUUUGUAAGGUCGGUUAGUGGCUAUUUAAUUUCAAGGGUUAUGCUCUCGCCAAAUGUCUUUAAAAUAACUUAAAAAAAAUGUUUAACAUAAUUUUUUGCCCAAAUUAUAAGGAAAUUUCAUGCUAUUGCAUGCAUUAUUGCAUUACUCGUACAAUAAUUAAAGUACUUAGCGACAUAAUUUCACUCCAUAUUCCUUUGACGUUCUGGACGUCUGGUUUUUAUAAUUCUUCACCGUUCAUUGUGAUAUGUUUACACUCUGAGCGGACGAAGGCUACUGAAUGAAAAAGCAACCCUAUACGAUAAAUGGCGGUCAUUUGGUGAGGACACUUUUUUUGUUGUGGAAUGUGUAUUUAGUUUUUAUUACUUGAUCAAAAUAUGUAUCCCUAGAAUAAUAAGUAAAUCCCGGGUAUCAUUGCUUUGAUGUAGACAGUCAUGUUUUUUUAUUUACGUCCCAGGCGUUCGUUAAAAGUUGCUUGCUGUUAUUUCUAAUUGUCUUCCUUCUACUUUUAAAUCUAGAAUCCCUGCCUCCUCUACCUCAAGGGGACACAGGCGUGAUAAAUACUCGUUAUAUGUUUGUAUGUAUUAUGUUAUAAAGGGUUUCUAUAUGUUGUUCUGUUGGUAGGUAUACUCAAAAUGCUCUGUAACACGCACUGAAGUUCUCAAAGACAAUAUCAAUAUCUCGACUUUAGAGUUUAUUCAGUAACAAAUACUCAGACCAGUUGUGUAGUAACUUAUUGUUUUAACCUGUGGUUUUAACAGUGGUAUAAAGUAAGCAUUUUUAUUGCAAUAGUUUAUAAUUGUAUUGUGAUGUUGAAUUACAAUGAUUAAUGUUUUGUUAAUAUCAUUUUUAUAUUUGUGUUUUUGAAAUCCUACGGAAGCCUCAUUAUUAAUUAAAUGGAAAUUAUAAUAUGUUGUCAAAUCCAAUCCGUCGUGCCAGAUGCUGUGUAUAAAAUGCUUGAAGAACUUAUCAUGUUCAUAUGAAAGCUAGACUUUUCACACAAUUAUGUAAGUACAAAAUAAUGUGAUUAUAAUUUUAUUUUGAUUUUUUUUUAAUAUUUGGACAUUUUUGAGGCUUUUAUGGUAUACGAUGUUUAAAUAUAAGGUUGUACUUAGCUGUAAUGAGUUCCUCAUUUUUUUUACAGCCAAUUGGGCAAGUUUUACCCAACCCAACAUUCUAUUAUAUCAUAUCAGCAUCAAAGAUUUUUUUAUUAAACGAAUGUUAUAAUGUUAUGUAAUGUAUUUAGACAUUUUGGUAGCAUUUUGAUGCUGUAUUGAAAUAUGUAGGAUGGAGUGAUAGGAUUAUUAAAUCCUUUGGUAGUUUAAAACAGAGAAUCACAUCUGUAGAUGUAAGUUAAUGAUACUGACACUUUUUUAUAAUAUUUCUUGAACGCACAUUGUUGGAGGAGUCAUACAUAAAUGCAUAAUAAUAAUUGUAUACUAACUGGUAUCAGAAAAACAAACGGUUGCAACAGUGGCGACCGAACACAUCGAAAAUUAGCAACGAAAUGUACUUCAAUAAGUGCAAUAAACUGAAUAAAUAAUA